CCCCAUUCAAUCGAGGGCAGGCAUUCUUUGGUGAUAGACGCACACUUGCAAUCCGACUCCAGAAUGCAGCUGAUUCUCGUGGCGACCUUGCUGUGCCUGGCACUCGGCUGCUGCAGUGCAUCCAUAAGUGGGCCGUUCAUCUUCUGGGGCCACGCCAGAGUGUCCAGCCUGCAAUCGCAGGCCUUGGUGGAGUCGAGCAGCAGGGAGCUGCCGCUGACGCAACUUUUCACGGAGGCCAAGGCAAUCGUGGUCUUUGUGCGCAACGCAACCAAUCGACUGGAGGGCACCAGGUAUCCCAAGUUCCAGAAUCUCGUCAAGAGUGGAGCCUGGAACUAUCUGCCACAGCGAAGACUAGCAGCGGAACCCUUCGGCUUGAAUGCCAACAUUGAGGUUGUGAGCCUCUCGGGACACGGCGAAGAGGAUGACUCUGAGAUUCUGUUGGCCUACAACGAAGCCGUGAACACCUACGGCCGCGGCGAGGUGCUGGGCAUCCUGGCCAGCCGCGAGGAGGAGGCCCACUUCCUGGCCAAGCGGGAGGCUUCACCAGCUGCUGAGGAGGAGGAGAAGGCGAAGGCAGCCGACGGCCCAGAGGAGACCGAGGCCAGUUUCAUCUACGUGGCCGAGGGCAACAAGGCGGUGCUCAGUCUCAAUGGACCACUGGAGCUGCGGCUGACCAAUGACACCCUGAAGCUGGAGGAGCACAUCAAGCAGAUCACCUUCGAUGACCAGCGGGCCAAGGGUUAUGGUCGCUUGAGCAUCACCUUCAUGCAUUCGGGCGAGAAGUGCACGCUGCGAUUUAAGUUCUCCCUGAUCCGCGGAUCCUGGACAUUGCGCAACGUGGAGGUGGAGUACCGGGAGCUGAAGAGUGUCCUGGUGGCACGUGGCGAUGAGUACACCCUGCCCUCCGCACCGCUGGGAUUCUCGUACCGCUGCUCAGCGGAAAGCGUCAACUUCCUGAAUCCCGCGCGGAAUGAGACCAUCCAGAGUCUGCUCCUCAGCGAUUUCCAGGUGCAGCCGUGGCUCAAUGGACGCCUGGAGUAUGGCGAGGUGUACGACUGCAUAGGAUUCGUGACGGCGCCCAUCCUGGCAGGACUCUUCGUGGUGACCCUGCUCCUGGGCAUCCUGGGACUCGGCAUCUCCGCCAUGCUCAGCAUGCACACGCCCAAUCGAUUCGAGAGUUCGCGCAGCAAGCAGUUGACCUUCACCAUUCAGGAGUAGGAAAGCCAUUGAGACUUCAGUCUCGGAUGACCACACUCAGAUCCUCGGCAGCCAUGUUCAUCCAGAUCACCUACGUGGCCUUCAAGCCCCUGGCUCUGUUCACCCUGGCCAUCGAGUUCUUUCUCAUCCACCUGCUCUUCGUGUUGGUCGUGCUUUACGUGUAUGUGCUAUGGUAUUACUGAACAAUUUAACGUGGAGAUAAAAAAAUAUAUGAUAUACUCGUAAUAGUUGAGAAA
Messenger RNA from Drosophila santomea, 1454 nucleotides. RefSeq lists its product as uncharacterized. NCBI's taxonomy places the organism in Eukaryota, Metazoa, Arthropoda, Insecta, Diptera, Drosophilidae. The transcript is spliced from 2 exons. The record is from RefSeq and is a predicted model, not a curated record. Bases 64 to 1218 code for a protein of 384 amino acids. Gene Ontology annotation, cellular component: proton-transporting V-type ATPase complex.